Molecule: messenger RNA, 1326 nt
Organism: Cladophialophora immunda
Lineage: Eukaryota; Fungi; Ascomycota; Eurotiomycetes; Chaetothyriales; Herpotrichiellaceae
Exons: 1
Coding region: 301-1164 (287 amino acids)
Molecular function (GO): oxidoreductase activity
Source: RefSeq, a predicted model, not a curated record
CUUGGUGUCGCUCCAUUCUCCGCCUCUUCGAACCAUCCAUCAACCUAUCAUCUUAUGUCUUCUCCCGUGUUCAGCCUCAAGUACCGUGUCUUGUGCGUUGUCGAGAUGCAUGAGAUUCCGGAGCUGAGCGUUGCAAGCGCGCCUAUGGAUGCUCUCCUGACGAUCGUUGUGAUAUCAUAAAAUGCUGUCCCCUUGAUCGAUACUCUAUCCUAGCCGUGUUUUACUCCUUCAUCACAAGGUAGACUCGUCUCUAUUACUCUUCCCCCUUCUCUCUUUCCCCUCUAUGCAGUCUCCAGCACCAUGACCUCCCCCUCAGGCCGUCUGCAGGGUCGCGUGGCCAUUGUCACCGGCUCCAGCUCCGGACUUGGCCAAGCCAUCUGCCUCGCCCUCGCCGCGGAAGGCGCUUCGGUUUUCUGCAUUGACCUGUACCCAACCCCGCGCAACGCGAUCAACCCUUCCACUCAGCGCGCAGAUGACUUCCACAACCGCGUCACCGGCCAGCCAGGGACGCACGAGCGCAUCCGUCACAUGGGAGGCGAGGCCACUUACCACAAGGCGGACGUCACGCGGGCGCGAGACAUGGAACUCGCCAUUCGAGCCUGUGUGCAGCGAUACAAGAGGGUGGACAUCAUGGUGAACAACGCCGGCGUCAGCGUGGAGAGCACGCACCUCCGCCCCCUCCGGUGCCACGAGACGAGCGAGGAGGACUACGACAAGACCAUGGCCAUCAACGCAAAGGGCAUGUUCCUGGGCUGCAAAUACGCCCUCAAGCAAAUGCUGGACGGGCAGCCUCAGGUGUACUCCUCCAGGGGGUGGAUCGUCAACACCGCCUCCGUCCAGGGGCUCGUCCCCUUCUACGGGACCCCGUCUUACUGCACGUCCAAGGGCGCUGCCGUCAUGUUGACCAAGCAAAUUGCGCUGGACUAUGCCAAGGAUUUGAUCCACUGCAACGCUCUCUGCCCGGGCUUUCUAGAAACAAGCAUGACGCAGAACCUACAGGGCCAGCCGCAGGAGUUGCAGGACAUUGAAGGGAAGCAUCCAUUCGGGCAGAAACUGGGCAAGGUGGAGGACGUGGCGAAGGCGGCGGUGUUUUUGGCGAGCGACGAGGCGGGUUGGAUCACUGGAGUUCCCUUGCCUGUUGAUGGAGGUUAUUUACUUAGAUGAGCGUUGAGAGACUGUGAAACUACCUCGGAUGCCAGCGAGCCAAGAUAGUCAUACAUCUACGGCAUAUAGUUGCGCAGACAUGAGAAGAAGCUGCUUGAAGCCCGACUGAGCGGGCUGACCAGCAAGAGACAGAUGUCCUGGAAUACAACGCGUCUCAAAUCC